Molecule: messenger RNA, 3743 nt
Organism: Ceratosolen solmsi marchali
Lineage: Eukaryota; Metazoa; Arthropoda; Insecta; Hymenoptera; Agaonidae
Gene: RpIII128
Product: RNA polymerase III subunit RpIII128
Exons: 15
Coding region: 149-3556 (1135 amino acids)
Biological process (GO): DNA-templated transcription
Molecular function (GO): DNA-directed RNA polymerase activity; DNA binding; ribonucleoside binding
Source: RefSeq, a predicted model, not a curated record
AGAGGCGUCGAGUCGUUGAUGUCUAAUUCCUACGAUUACAUAUGGGAGGAUCAUGUAUCAUAUUAAUGAUACGUGUGUUUAUAUAUUUGUUUUAAAAUAUCUAUGAAAAGAUUUGAAAUGUGACAUUGUGAAAAAAUUAGCAAUCAAGAUGGGUUCACAUAAAAAUUUCGAUAGCAUGUGUACUUUUAAGGUAGAUGGUAAAAAAUAUAAUAGAGUUGUACAACACAUACAGAAUAAAUGGAAACUUGUUCCAGCCUUUUUAAAGGGAAAGGGUCUUGUGAAGCAACAUAUUGAUUCGUUUAAUUAUUUUGUUAAUGUUGAAAUUAAGAAAAUCGUUAAAGCCAAUGAGAAGGUUCUUAGUGACGCUGAUCCAUUGUUUUAUGUGAAAUAUUUGAAUGUAUCGAUUGGAACUCCUGAUAUAGAGGAAGGUUUUAGCGUGUCGCGCCCUACUACUCCUCACGAAUGUAGAUUAAGGGACUUAAAUUAUUCUGCUCCGAUUACAGUUGAUAUCGAAUACAUGCGUGGUCAUCAGCCCAUUAUUAGAAAUAAUUUAUUAAUUGGCAGAAUGCCAAUAAUGCUGAGGAGCUCGAAUUGUGUAUUGUCGGAGAAGUCAAAUUUUGAAUUAGCAAAGAUGAACGAGUGUCCUCAUGAUCCUGGUGGUUAUUUUAUUAUCAAUGGACAAGAAAAAGUUAUUUUAAUACAAGAACAAAUGCUAAGGAAUAGAAUUAUAUUAGAAGAAGAUAGUAAAAAUUGUAUUAUAUCGUCGUGUAAUAGUGCAACUCAAGAGAGGAAAACAAAAACAAAUGUUAUUGGCAGAACGGGAAAAUAUUAUUUGCGUCAUAAUAUAUUUCAAGAUGAUAUACCAGUAAUUGUGAUAUUCAAGGCGAUGGGCAUUGUAUGCGAUCAAGAAAUUGUACAGCUUAUUGGUACGGAGGAAAAUUUCAUGAAAAAAAUUGGAUGUAGUCUCGAGGAAUGUCACGCGCUCAAUAUUUUUGCACAAAACCAGGCCUUAAAGUAUUUAGGAAACAAGAGAAAACAAAAACGCUUUACAGUUGUGAAAUCUAGUAUCACAGACGAAAUGAAAGAUGUUUUAGCGUCAAAUAUCUUGAAUCAUGUUCCUGUAAUUGAUUUUAAUUUUAAAUUAAAAGCUACAUAUCUUGCAUUAAUGAUACGUAAGGUAAUGAUUGCCGAAACGGAUGGGAAAUUACUGGACGAUCGAGAUUACUAUGGUAAUAAGCGAUUAGAAUUAGCCGGUUCGCUAUUAUCAUUAAUGUUCGAAGAUCUCUUUAAGCGCUUUAAUUGGGAAUUGAAGCAAAUAGCGGACAAGAAUAUACCGAAGAUUAAAGCUGCUCAGUUUGAUAUCGUUAAGCAUAUGAGACACGAUUUGAUUACGAAUGGAUUGGCAUGUGCAAUAUCAUCCGGAAAUUGGACAAUUAAGAGAUUUAAAAUGGAAAGGCACGGCGUAACACAAGUACUCUCUCGCCUAUCGUACAUUUCUGCUUUGGGAAUGAUGACACGAGUGAAUUCACAAUUCGAAAAGACUCGUAAAGUAUCGGGACCACGAUCUUUGCAACCUUCCCAAUGGGGAAUGCUCUGUCCCAGCGAUACUCCAGAAGGAGAGGGAUGUGGCCUUGUAAAAAAUUUAGCUUUAAUGACUCAUAUUACGACAGAAAUAGACGAAGAGCCAAUAAUGCGAUUAGCCUUCAAUCUUGGUGUGGAAAACGUAAAUAUUUUAGGUGGCGAGGAAAUUAAUAAUAAAAAUGUUUAUAUGGUCUUCUUAAAUGGCAACAUAUUGGGUAUUGUAAAGAAUUGCUAUAGAUUAGUAACGGUUUUUCGUCUACUUAGAAGAAAAGGCUUGGUAAAUCAAUUUGUAUCGAUAUAUCCUCAACAUCAGCAUAGAUGCGUGCAAAUUAGUUCAGAUGGUGGUAGAUUGUGCAGGCCAUACAUUAUUGUCGAACUUUGUCAGCCUUUAGUUAAGGCGGAACAUAUAAAACUAUUGGAACAAGGAGUCAGAAGUUUUGAAGAUUUCUUACACGACGGAUUGAUAGAAUACUUAGAUGUGAACGAGGAAAACGAUAGUUUCAUAGCCUUCGAUGAAUCUCGGAUAAAAGAAGGCAUAACUCAUCUGGAAAUCGAACCCUUUACAUUAUUGGGUGUUUGCGCGGGCCUCGUACCUUAUCCUCAUCAUAAUCAAAGCCCUAGAAAUACUUAUCAGUGCGCUAUGGGUAAGCAAGCGAUGGGCACCAUCGCCUACAAUCAACGAAAUCGAAUCGACACUCUAAUGUACAAUUUGGUAUAUCCUCAUGCUCCGAUGGUGAAAACCAAAACGAUUGAAUUAAUAAAUUUCGAUAAGCUUCCUGCUGGUCAGAAUGCAAUUGUAGCUGUUAUGUCCUACAGUGGCUAUGAUAUCGAAGAUGCAUUGAUAAUAAAUAAAGCUUCGAUAGACAGAGGAUACGGCAGGUGUCUAGUGUAUAGGAAUGUAAAGUGUACAUUAAAAAAAUAUGCUAAUCAAACUAGUGAUAAAAUCAUGGGUCCCCUUAUAGACACUGUAACGAAGAAGCCAGUGUUGAAGCAUGACAUUAUUGAUAAUGAUGGUAUCGUGGCACCUGGCGAGAUGGUUGAAAAUAAAAAAGUCAUGGUUAACAAAUCAACUCCAUCUAUGAAUAUAGGCCCCGUUAAUGCGGGAAGUCAAGGACAAACGGAGUAUAAGGAAGUCGCGGUGACGUAUAAAAAUACCGUGCCCGCGUACAUUGAAAAAGUUAUGAUUUCUAGCAAUGCCGAGGAUGCGUAUUUAAUAAAACUUUUGUUACGUCAAACGAGGAGACCAGAAAUUGGUGAUAAAUUUAGUAGUCGUCACGGUCAAAAGGGAGUUACAGGUUUAAUCGUCGAGCAAGAAGACAUGCCGUUUAAUGAUUCUGGAAUUUGUCCCGAUAUGAUUAUGAAUCCUCAUGGUUUUCCGUCUCGUAUGACCGUUGGUAAAUUAAUUGAGCUACUUGCUGGGAAAGCUGGCGUAUUGAAAGGAAAAUUUCAUUAUGGAACUGCCUUUGGAGGAUCGAGAGUAGAAGAUGUUUGCGAAGAAUUACAAAGUCAAGGAUACAACUAUUUAGGAAAGGAUAUGUUUUAUUCGGGUUUAACGGGAGAGCCAUUGCAAGCUUACAUUUAUUCAGGACCGGUUUACUAUCAGAAGCUCAAACACAUGGUUCAAGACAAAAUGCACGCUCGUGCACGUGGUCCAAGAGCAGUCUUAACGAGACAGCCUACCGAGGGCAGAUCAAAAGAUGGUGGCCUGAGGCUGGGAGAAAUGGAAAGAGACUGCCUAAUUGGAUACGGAGCGAGUAUGAUGCUUAUUGAAAGAUUAAUGUUAUCGAGUGACGCCUUCGACGUGGACAUAUGCAACAAAUGUGGCCUAAUGGCUUACAGUGGCUACUGUCACAGCUGUCGAUCCAGUGCACGAGUUUCUACAAUCACCAUGCCAUAUGCCUGUAAACUGUUGUUCCAAGAAUUGCAGUCCAUGAACAUUGUCCCAAGAUUAACCCUUAAAAAUUACUGUGACUAAGCCGUCCGUCGAUCAAUAAAUUUUGUUUGCUGCCAAUAAAUUAAAUAAAUGCUCCGACAAUUCCGUAUAUAUUUGCGCGCAGGAGAGACCAGUGAUUAAUUGCCUAGAUCGAUCGAGAGCCAGCAAAUAAUCAUGUAAUCGAUCAUAAGUUUAAUCUAACCCUAGCCAAUGUAAUUGCUAUGUAAUA